Messenger RNA from Perognathus longimembris pacificus (Pacific pocket mouse), 2352 nucleotides. It is a transcript of the gene Ccdc9, whose product is annotated as coiled-coil domain containing 9. The record is from RefSeq and is a predicted model, not a curated record. Lineage: Eukaryota; Metazoa; Chordata; Mammalia; Rodentia; Heteromyidae. The transcript has 16 exons. Bases 323 to 2065 code for a protein of 580 amino acids.
GCGUGGCGAGGAGGCUGGCGGGAUGGGCGUGGCCUGAAGUUUGGUGCUCGCUGGGGGCGGGGCCGCAUGGUUUUCAGCGGGGUGGAAGGCCCGCGCUGGAAGUUGGUGCGCUCUUCCUCCGGAAGUUUUGUCCUGGCUAGACAGUGCAGGAUUCACUGGGGAAGCCAUGUUUGGCCCACGUUCGGGCUAGGAGGCGUCCUCAGGUGGUCCGGGAUUGGCCUCCAACUGAGAUCCCCUGGUUCCUAGCCUCCUGAGAAGGAGCCCCAAGUGGCGAUCCAGAUUCUGUGGUGGAGCUUACUGGGACCUUGGUUCAGCCAGCCAAAUGGCAGCCACACUGGAUUUGAAAUCCAAGGAGGAGAAGGAUUCGGAGUUGGACAAGAGGAUUGAGGCUCUCCGGCGGAAGAAUGAGGCCCUCAUCCGGCGCUACCAGGAGAUCGAGGAGGACCGGAAGAAGGCUGAGCUGGAGGGGGUAGCCGUCACAGCACCCCGGAAGGGCCGCUCACUGGAGAAGGAAGAUGUGGCAGCAGACAUGGAGAAGAACCUGGGCCCACCUCGGAGGUCUCCUGGAGCCCAUCAGCCUUCAGGGGCCAGCAAGGGAGGUCGGCCUCCCCCGCGGCAGGGAAGUCGGACAAACCUAGGCCGGGGUCCCCAUGGCUGGGAAGACACUUCUGGGGAGCAACCACGAAGGGCUGGAGGCAGAGGCCGGAGGGGCCGGGGUCGGGGCUCCCCUCAUCUCUCAGGAGCAGGAGAUGCUUCAACCUCUGACCGCAGAUCGAAGGAGUGGGAGGAGCGUCGCCGACAGAACAUUGAGAAGAUGAAUGAGGAGAUGGAGAAGAUUGCGGAGUAUGAGCGGAACCAGCGGGAAGGGGUGCUCGAACCCAACCCAGUGCGGAAUUUUCUGGAUGACCCCCGGCGUCGCAGUGGACCGCUGGAGGAGCCUGAGCGGGACCGCCGUGAGGGUAGCCGCCGGCACGGGCGCAACUGGGGGGGCACUGACUUUGAGCGGGUGCGCUGCGGCCUGGAGCAGGAGCGGCAGGGCCGCCGGGCUGGCCUGGGCGGAGCUGGCGAUAUGACACUGUCCAUGACGGGCCGAGAGCGCUCUGAGUACCUGCGCUGGAAGCAGGAGAGGGAGAAGAUAGACCAAGAGCGGCUGCAGCGACAUCGCAAGCCCACAGGCCAGUGGCGGCGGGAGUGGGAUGCAGAGAAGACCGAUGGCAUGUUCAAGGAUGGCCCUCCCCCUGCCCCCUCCCACGAAGCCACCCACCGUUACGAUGACCAGGCCUGGGCCCGGCCCCCAAAGCCCCCCACAUUUGGGGAGUUUCUCUCGCAGCAUAAAGCUGAGGUCAGCAACCGCAGAAGGAAGAACAGCCGACCCCAGGCCAAGGCUGCGCCCCGUGUAUACAGUGACCAUGAUGACCGCUGGGAGAGCAAAGAGGAGGCAGUGUCCCCAGCCCCCGAGGCCUUGCCGCCCCCUGCCCCGAAGGAAACGCUGGUGCAGCCUCCCGAGACCCAGGCCCUUGUCCAUCGGCCACCUGAGGAUGAGGGCGAGGAGGACUGUGCGGGGGAGGAGGGCGAGGAGGACGACGACGAUGGGGUGGAGGAGGAUGAAGAAUGGGAGGAUGUAAGUGAGGAUGUGACUGAGGAGGAAGAGGAGGAACCUGAGGAGGAAGAGGGUGCUGAGGAGCCAGAGCAAGCCCAAGCCCAAGACCACUCCAUCUUGGAAGCUGAGCCCAUCCGGGACCCCACCGUGGACCAGGCCAACCCAGCACCUCCCAGGCCCCAGGAGUCCCUGGAGCCUGGGGAACCAGAGGAGCCCCAGGAGCCCCAGGAGCUCUCCCCAGCCCCAGCCACGCCUUCCAGCCCCUUCUCAACACCCACCGGCCAUCAGCCUGUGCCUGACUGGGGAGGUGACCAGCCAGCACCUGCCUUCUUGGAGAGUGGGCCCAACCUCCCAGGAGCCCAGAAAGCUGAAGAGGAGGGGUCUGAGGCAACUCCAGAGGCGGGCCCCAAGAGCCAGGAGAUGGCGGAGAUCACGGACUUCCACAGGGCCUCCCCGAAUUCCUGAAGACGCUGCUGGGCGGGGACAGAAGCUCCGGGCCCCGGUGGGGAGGGAGCGGCAGGAGGGGGCUAUUCGCUCUCCGGGCAGUGGUCCUUCCAGGACCCGCCGUGGUCCCAGGGCUCCAGGGAACGGGAGAAAGGGAGGAUGAGUGCUGGAGGUGCUGGGGGUAGGAGCCUGGCCGGGGUGAGGGGCGCAGCUGGAACCUCGCAGGACCGGGGUAGGCUCAACACCCGUGUGGCAGGACACCGGGAACCCAGAUUGGCGCUGUGAGGGGCGGGGGCCGGUGGGCGGGG